AUGCGAUGGGGAGAGACGAUUUAGUGUAAAUUGAAAAGUGCGAGAGAAAGGUCGUCCCCCGUACAACAAUGGCUGAAAUUGCAGAGCAAAUUCCUCAUCUACCAAGUUCGUCUGUUAAUGUUAUCGGAGAAAGUUCCGAAUGUGACGAACCGAUGAAGAAAAAACCAAGGCUAGAGAAACCACCAGAACUCGAGGAAGAAAAUCUGGAAGAUAGACUGAACGAAAUUUUGUGUUGCACCGUCUGUUUGGAUCUGCCAACAUUCACAAUAUAUCAGUGUAACAAUGGACAUUUGAUGUGUGCUGGUUGCUUCACCCAUCUGCUAGCAGACUCAAGACUAAAAGACGAGCAGCCAACAUGUCCCAACUGCCGUUGCGAGAUCAGCAAAAACCUCUGCAGCCGUAACUUGGCUGUGGAGAAGGCCGUCAGUGAGCUUCCAGCCAGCUGCCGAUACUGCACGCGUAAGCUUCCACGAUACUUGCUGGACCAGCACGAAAGACAAGGCUGUACAGAAAGGGUAACUAAGUGUAAGUACUAUCAGAUUGGUUGUUCCUGGCAAGGACCGCACCAUGGUUUGGAGGGGCAUGAAGAGGGGUGUGUCUAUCCCAAUAAGACUGGCAGUGAGGUACUGGAGGCCAUCCAACAGAAGGAAUCUGGGAGGGAUGAGGAUACAAAGGUCCUGAGGAAUGUUGUCAAGCUCUUGUCCUAUGAGAAGAUCACUUUCAAUGAUUUGCAGUUGAGGCCAUACCGUACAGAUGAUUUCAUCACCAAGCUGUACUACGAAACGAGUCGUUUCUCUGCCCUCAACCAGCAAUGGGUAGUCAAAGCCAGGGUUAACGAUGACGAGAGGAAUCCAUCUCAUACACUAGAGCGUCGUAUCGCUUUCCAACUCUCUCUUAAGAGCCGCAUCACCUCCAACCUUGUCAUGCAGUUUAUGAUCCUCAAUGGGCCUUUCAGUGAUGCUAAGAUUGAGCCGCAUGUAUAUCGCUUUGAAUUCACCCCAGAGAAGACGGAUAGUCCGUACAAUAACAUCCCCCUUAUUGACUCGGCAGAAUGCAACAAAAUCCUGGCAUCCAAGACUAUCAACGUCAGAGUUAUCAUGUUCCAAAUACCAAAAUAAAGAGCGGACAGGACCAACAACUAAAAUCACAAAAAAAUUCAUCUUUGAGAAAUGCUUGCUAGAGAGCAUGAUUUGCACAAAGUUAUCAUUCACAGUAGAAACAACCAUCUUAAAUAGAUCCCCCCUUUCAAAAGAGAAAUUGAAUUAUUUUCCUCAUGAAAUAAGAUGUGUACAUGAAAUAUCAAGUAGUGCCUGCUAAUAAAAAAUGUUGCAAGAUAAAAAAAAAUUAUGCAAGAGAGAAUCACAAGCUAAAGUAAAUAAAAAAGAAAUUAUUCCUACCACAAAAAUGUAUGAUCAUUUUUCCAUAGAUUUUACAAUAACCCGACAUGAAAUCACAUCGUAAAUAACUAUUCCUCUAAGCAUUCAUGGCAAACUUUUAUGUGUUGGUUCUGGCUCUAAUGUGUAAUAAAACGCAAAUGGACUUGUACAUAGACUGUAUAUUAUACUGCACUGUGCUGGCAUGAUGUAAAUACAUUAUACAGGUGAGGAGGUGUAAUUUUGUAAGAAAACAAAGUGUAUUUUUAUGAGGAAAUAUAUUGAUGCACUCAGUGUGAACUCAGGCCUAAAAUUUUUGUAGGAAGUAUAGCAGUGUCAUCCAUUUGAUGGAAUAAAGAGAUGUAGAAAAUAGUCAGCAAAAAUACAUUUUCCUUUUUCCAUUUACAGUAGUUUGAAAAAGUAGAUCCCAAGCUAUAGAAUGGUUUAUAACCUGUCAAAAUUGAUCAACUUAUGAUCAUACUUCCUUUAAUCAGAGUUUUAGAGGGCUCCACAGGACAGGGGAAAAGAGGAAUUCAAGUUUGAGACUCAUUCUUGCAUGGGAUGUGUUGAAACUAACAACAGUCCAUGAAAGUAUAGCCUUUAAAGAAAUGCUGGUUUCUUGUUUUGGGUUUGAUUUUAUGGCUCCGUAUUUGCAUAUUAGGUAGAUGAAUUGUUACCUUUUUCCGAUGAGCUGAUUUUCCUAUAUUUUUAUUUUCUUAAUCCCAAAUUUAUAUUUUAAACUUCUUAAAGGAAUUCUUAUAAAUUUUAACUGGAUGGUCAUAAUAUAUUUCACCUACAUAAUAUUAUGAUUGAAAAAGUAACCCUCAUGGUUCUUUUGUCUCUUUUCACUAUUAGUUGGGUGUCAACAAUGAGGAAGAGAAAAUUGCAGUUGUAAAGUAACAUUUUGCAAAAAAUAUA
Lytechinus variegatus (green sea urchin) is the source of this 2291-nucleotide messenger RNA. It is a transcript of the gene cyhr1, whose product is annotated as cysteine and histidine-rich protein 1-like. The record is from RefSeq and is a predicted model, not a curated record. Gene Ontology annotation, molecular function: zinc ion binding. Bases 69 to 1118 code for a protein of 349 amino acids. The transcript has 5 exons. NCBI's taxonomy places the organism in Eukaryota, Metazoa, Echinodermata, Echinoidea, Temnopleuroida, Toxopneustidae. Gene Ontology annotation, cellular component: nucleus.